This is a messenger RNA of Eriocheir sinensis (Chinese mitten crab), 3972 nucleotides long. RefSeq names its product G-protein coupled receptor Mth2-like. The transcript has 8 exons. The record is from RefSeq and is a predicted model, not a curated record. Gene Ontology annotation, biological process: cell surface receptor signaling pathway; G protein-coupled receptor signaling pathway. Bases 848 to 2626 code for a protein of 592 amino acids. Gene Ontology annotation, cellular component: membrane. NCBI's taxonomy places the organism in Eukaryota, Metazoa, Arthropoda, Malacostraca, Decapoda, Varunidae. Gene Ontology annotation, molecular function: G protein-coupled receptor activity.
UGGAGCCCCGCCUCCCUCUUCUCCAUCUACGUUGCAUCGGGAUUCCCACUUACAAUCUAUGUUACUGAGCUUAAACAAUGUUACAGAGGCUAUAGCUUGUCCGUAUAGUUCCAGCAGUAUUAGGCAACUGCUGACGAGAGAGAGGGAGAGAGAGGGUGAAGAUAGCCGCCUCGUACGUCCGUGGGCAUUUUUUUGUCAGUGUGAUAGUGGCGAUGAGGGUGGAUGUAUUGUCCCUCCCAUCUUUCUUUUAAUCGAACGUGUAUCACGCAAGAAAACAUUUAAGGGUGCCAAGGACUUUGAUUUUACGAGGAAAAAUUUUGUGGCGGCAGUGCACCUAGCUUAUCAAAACUAUUUUUUGGUGAUCGUUAAAAACCCUAUAAUAGCCCUACCCAGUAACUCUGAAUAGAGAGAUGAUGUGAUAAUAUAUAGCAUUUCGACACCAGCAUGUGUGUGAGCUGCCACUAAUUAAGGAUUGAAAUUAUUCAAAGUACACAUGCACUCACAUCGGCACAAGAUCGAAUGAACUGACAGAAGGAAAAAAGUGUUUGGCGGUUGACAGUAUAUAACAACUUGAUAAUCGUUUAAAAAAGAAGAACUACAAGAGGAAGAGAAAGAACAUGAAUGAUACAAGCACAUAAAUAAAAAACUAAGACAUGUGAAGAUGAUGUGAGGCAAUUAAUUAAACAUCUGUGCAUGAACUGCCACUAGGGAAAUUAUAAGUGGAGAUCUCCAGAUGAUGUGAUAUAACACGCGAUGUAAUUAUAAAAUGCGAGCUAAGUGACAUUGAGGAAACUUGUUGCAGCACACACUAGCUCACAUCGGCACAAGAAGAACAAACUAAAUUAUCAUGAUGGUUGUAAUAAAACUUUUAGUAGUGGUGAUGGUGUGCGCGUCUUCAGUGAAACCCCGCAUUGCAACAGGCUGGUGCUGCCCAGAGAGAGAGGAUGGAGGUGGGGGGUGUCCUGCCGGGGCUGCCACAGGACAUUUCCAACCCCCUAUCUUUGGGAAGGAGGAGAAUGACACGGUGACCUGGAAGACUCGAGCUGUGACCUGUCCACCCUCAUCCACCCUCGUGUACCAUAACAAUUCGACAGCAUACUAUAAUGUAUUUAUUCUUCGGGAUCAAGAUGAGCUGGAGUUACUACACGCGCCCAGCGUAUUAUUUGAUAAAUACACGCGGGAUUACUGCCUUGAGGGAGACGGUGAAGGACAGUACAGAAUAGCCACCUGUAAACCCGACCCUGAUAAAAUCUGUGGUGGUGGAGUGUGCAUACCCAAGUGUUGCGGUGAAGGGGAAGUUAUUGAAAAGAGUAUUGAGUGCAGGAGAAGAAAUGAAAGUCCCCCUCUCCAGUUUUACUCGAUUUAUGGUGAACCACUCCCGGAACCAAGCAACUUUGCGGUCGUGGGAGAUAGUGUUCCGGAUUGUGAAGCAAAAGGGGAAUUUAUCACCCCCAUUACAGAAACUUUCCUACUGGUGAAUGGGAAACUGCUAGAUAGUGAAAAUAAUAUUUUUUAUGACUUUGAUGCGUAUUGCAUCGAAAAUACAUAUGAUGAAGAAGGGAAUGUGGAUGUGAUAGCAAAUGGGUGCAGCACAAAACAGUCACAUGCCAUUCACAUCAAGCACCAGAUGAUGAAGGUCGGCUAUGUCAUCUCAGCCGUGUUCCUCAUCAUUACUAUCACCAUUCACCUCCUCAUUCCAAGCCUUCGGGACACCCAGGGACUGAUCCUCCUCUCCCACAUGGUGUCGAUGCUGGUGGUAGUGACUGUGCUCUUUUUGCUGUCCACCUUUUCUCGGAACAUGUCCAGCGCUUACUGCGUCUUCAAUGGCUUUGUGUUCCAGUUCUUUUUCCUGGCCAUGUUCUUCUGGCUGAAUAUAAUGUGCUUUGACAUCUGGAGAGUCAUCAGGGCUACAGCGAGGGGCAUUCCUUUGAUUGGCAUUCUAAGCAGCGAUGCCAAGAAGUUCAAGCUGUACUGCCUGUAUGGUUGGGGCUCUCCCUUGGUCAUUACCAUUGUCACAGCCAUCAUGCACUUCUUACCGGAUGAGCUCGCAAAGGAUAUCACACGGCCUGGGUUUGGGACACUGACGUGUUGGCUUCCAGGCGAUUGGGAGCACUUGAUCUACUGCUAUGCCUAUGUGGCCACACUCUUCAUUCUGGACUUGCUCUUCAUCGGGCACACCAUGUUCACUCUGUACCAAGCUGGCAGUGCAUUCACUUGCUUUGCAAGGCAAGUUACUGUGACUGCAUUCAACAGAAAACACCUGGAAGCGUUCUGGCAGCGUUUUUUUGUCUUUGCCUCGAUGGUGCUUUGCUGGACGGCUGAAAUUCUCUCAUGGAAGAUUCACCCCCAAGAAAUCUGGAUCGUCACGGACUUCAUCAACUCCUCACAAGGCUUCGUCAUCUUCCUCAUCUUCAUCAGCAACAAGAAGAGACGGGACAUGGUCAAAGAACUACUGAAGAAAGCCUCCAAAACUUGCUGUCCAAGAGUGGCCAGCUCAGUCCAGCCUAACAGCAACAAUGAAAUGUCCACUUGGAGUGCAGUCUCACCCACAACUUCUAUAUCUGGACCAAGUGGUAUUACUGAGGAGGAGUAUGUCAGCAAAACAGACAAAGGGGAGAGCAAGUAAACUGUUUACAUGCCAUACUGGCUCACCAAAUACUUGCUUUGCCUUGCAAGAAUAUCGUAGUCAAGUGGUGCUACAGAGAAGGAGAGUCUCAGCAAAACAGACAGAGAGGAGAGCAAUUAAACAGUUUACAUGUCAGAUAUACCCACUGAAUACUUGCUUUCCCAUAUAAGAAUGUCCAACUAUAACUCUGUAAUUCUCAUUGCCUUAAAUGCAGGAGCAGGACCAAGGGCCAAAUGGUGUUACUGAGAAGGAAUCUUUGAGCAAAAUGGAUAUAUGGGAGAGCAGUUAAACUACUCACAUGCUGUACAGUUAUUGCUUUCCCUUGUUAGAAGUUAAAACUGUACCUGUCAGAAGGAUAAGCAAGUAAACCAUUCUUAUAUUCUUAAAUGCAGGAGUAGAACAAAGAGCCAAAUGGUGGUACUGGGAAGGAAUCUUUCAGCAAACUGGAUAGGGAGAGCAGUUAAGCUGUUUACAUACCACAUAUAUAGACCCACUAAGUAGGCUACUUAUCCCUUUCCCUUGUAAGCAAUAUUGAACCCUUCAGAAAGGAGAGUAGUUAAAUUGCUUCCAUGCCACAUAGACCCAGUGAAUACUUGCUUUUCCUUAUGAGAAUGUAAAACUGUACCUGUCAGAAGUAUAAGAAAUUUUGGUGUGUAUUUACCUAUUUGUAGUUUACCGGGUCCUGAGCUAAGCUCUAAUAGUCCCGUCUCCAUAUCUAUAUUCAUCCAGCCUUUCCUUCAUAUUUUGGACACUGCUCGCCUCCAGCACCUCUUCUUCCAAGCUGUUCCAUGUGUUAACAACUCUAUGUGGAAAACUAUACUUUUUCAAGUCACUCAAACAGGUUCCUUUAUUAACUUUCUUUCCAUGUCCUCUCAGCCCCUGUGUUCUCGCAGUUAAGAAGAGAUCAUUUCUAUCCACCUCAUCAAAGUUAUUUACCAACUUACACAGCUUGAUCAGAUCUCCUCUCUCCCUUUUUUGUUCCAGUGUCAUCAAUUCCAUCUCCUUCAAUCUGUCUUCAUACAUUUUAUUUGAGAGUUCUGGGACCAUUUUAGUUGUAAUUCUCUGUAUCCUUUCCAACUUUCUGAUAUCCUUCUUUUUGUGAGGCGAUCACAACUGCAUAUUCAAGUUUUGGUCCUAUCAGUGAUGUUAUUAUUUUCUUCAUCAUUUCUUUGUCCAUAAAAUGGAAUGAUACCCUUAUAUUUUGCAUCAUCCUGUAGGUUUCUCCAAACAGCUUGUUUAUGUGCUUUUCUUGGGAUAGUGUGUCUUGCAUCAUUACUCCCAAAUCUGUGUGUGUGUGUGUGUGUGUGUGUGUGUGUGUGUGUGUGUGUGUGUGUGUGUGUGUGUGU